CUCCCUCCCUUUCCCACCUCAGCACAAGAAGAAGAAGAAACCGCCCUCCAUUCCUCGAUUCUCUGUUUUCCGUUAAGGGAAAAGAAAAAAAACAGAGCAUGGAAUUCACCACCGUCCUCUUCUCCACCGUCCUCGCCGUCCUCCUCUCCGCCUCUCUCCUCCUCCGCUGCGCCCCCCGCCUCUUCUCCUCCGCUCGCCGGAGACUCCCCCUCCCGCCGGGCACCCUCGGCUGGCCCUACGUCGGCGAGACCUUCCAGCUCUACUCCCAGAACCCCAACGUCUUCUUCGCAAAGAAACAGAGCAGGUAUGGUUCGAUAAUCAAGACUCACAUACUGGGUUGCCCCUGCGUGAUGAUAUCGAGCCCGGAGGCCGCGAAGUUCGUGCUGGUGACGAAGUCGCACCUGUUCAAGCCCACAUUCCCGGCGAGCAAAGAGAGGAUGCUGGGCAAACAGGCCAUCUUCUUCCACCAGGGGGACUACCACGCCAAGCUGAGGAAGCUCGUCCUCCGAGCCUUCAUGCCCGAGGCCAUCAAGGGCAAAGUCGCCGACAUCGAGUCAGUCGCCGUUGAUUCUCUCCAGUCCUGGGAAGGAAGAUUGGUCAACACUUUCCAAGAAAUGAAAACUUACGCGUUCAACGUCGCGCUUCUUUCUAUUUUCGGAAAGGACGAGAUCAGGUACAGAGAAGACCUCAAGAAGUGCUACUACGUUCUCGAAAAGGGGUACAAUUCAAUGCCCAUCAACCUCCCGGGCACUCUGUUCCACAAGUCCAUGAAGGCCAGGAAAGAGCUGGCUCAGAUCUUGGCCAAGAUCCUGGUCACCCGGCGGGAGAUGAAGCUCGACCACAACGACUUGCUCGGGUCCUUCAUGGGCGACAAGGAAGGCCUCACCGACGAGCAGAUCGCCGACAACAUCAUCGGCGUCAUCUUCGCCGCCCGCGACACCACCGCCAGCGUCCUGACCUGGAUUGUCAAGUACCUCGGCGAGAACCCGAGCGUCCUCGAGGCCGUCACGGAGGAGCAAGAAGCCAUAAAGAGGACAAAAGAAGAGAGUGGUGAAGAGAAGGUUUUGACUUGGGCAGACGCCAAGAACAUGCCCAUGACUUCAAGGGUCAUUCAAGAGACGCUCAGAGUCGCCUCUAUUCUAUCCUUCACCUUCAGAGAAGCUGUUGAAGAUGUUGAAUAUGAUGGGUAUCUUAUACCAAAGGGCUGGAAAGUCUUGCCCCUGUUCAGGAACAUUCACCACAGCCCGGCAAAUUUCCCAGAGCCUGAGAAAUUUGACCCCUCUAGAUUUGAGGUUGCUCCAAAACCCAACACCUUCUUGCCAUUUGGGAAUGGAGUCCACUCAUGCCCGGGGAACGAGUUGGCCAAAUUGGAGAUUUUGGUGCUUCUCCAUCAUCUGACCACCAAGUACAGGUGGUGUAUAGUGGGUUCACAGAACGGAAUUCAGUAUGGGCCAUUUGCUCUUCCCCAGAAUGGAUUGCCCAUCAGAUUAUAUCUGAAGACAUGAAAAACAGAGAGAACAAUCCAAUGCAUGCAUGAUAUUGAAGCAAUGGGAAACCAGUCUACUUCCCUGAAAAAUGGAUUACUUGGCGGCGAAGAAAAUAAGGAGAAACGAGCCAAUUUCUUCCUACAAGAAGAGAUCAAAUUCAUCUGUUCUUUCUCGGUCAAGACAAGCUCAGAGAGACAGAGAGGAAGAUUCCGGAUGAACAAGUCUCAUCCCCAGAAGGGAGUCAAAAACUGUACAGAAGAGUGAAAAGGUCAAGAGAACAAGGAAACAGAGUAAAAGGAACAAAAAAUCUCGACAAUCCAACCAUGCCAUGCUCAAAAUUUUUUUUUUCCUUCAUAGGAUAGGAGAUAGAUUCCCUUGGAAUGGUGGGAUCAAUGUAAUCUAAAGCGGGGUCUCUUUCGCAAUUCUUUUCGCUAGUUUUGUCACUGCCUACGAAUGAUGAAGUCCGCAAGGCAUUAAUGGAAAAA
This is a messenger RNA of Rhodamnia argentea, 1972 nucleotides long. Its product is annotated as abscisic acid 8'-hydroxylase CYP707A2. Gene Ontology annotation, molecular function: (+)-abscisic acid 8'-hydroxylase activity; heme binding; iron ion binding. Bases 99 to 1505 code for a protein of 468 amino acids. The record is from RefSeq and is a predicted model, not a curated record. The transcript is spliced from 7 exons. Gene Ontology annotation, biological process: sterol metabolic process; abscisic acid metabolic process. NCBI's taxonomy places the organism in Eukaryota, Viridiplantae, Streptophyta, Magnoliopsida, Myrtales, Myrtaceae.